CCAACAGAGAAGAGCUUCUCCUGUACUGAGUGCGGGAAGGGUUUCCGUUAUAAAUCCCGUCUUAAUAGGCAUAAAAGAUCUCACACGGGGGAGAAGCCGUAUUCCUGUCCUGAGUGCGGGAAAUGUUUUUCAGUGAAGUCCCAUCUUUACACACAUCAAAUAUCUCACACGGGGGAGAAGCCGUAUUCCUGUCCUGAGUGUGGGAAAUGUUUUUCAGUGAAAUCCCAUCUUUCCAGUCAUCAGAGAUCUCACACGGGAGAGUCCAGUCUUUACACACAUCAAAGAUCUCACACGGGGGAGAAGCCGUAUUCCUGUCCUGAGUGCGGCAAAUGUUUUUCACAGAAGUCCAAUCUUUACAUACAUCAGGUAUCUCACACGGGGGAGAAGCCGUAUUCUUGUCCUGAGUGCGGGAAAUGUUUUUCAGUGAAGUCCAGUUUUUACACACAUAAGAGAUCUCACACGGGGGAGAAGCCGUAUUCUUGUCUUGAGUGUGGGAAAUGUUUUUCAGUGAAGUCCAGUCUUUACACACAUCAAAGAUCUCACACGGGGGAGAAGCCGUAUUCCUGUCCUGAGUGUGGAAAAUGUUUUUCAGAUAAGUCCCAUCUUCACAGACAUGAGAGAUCACACACAAGGGAGAAGCCGCAUUCCUGUCCUGAGUGUGGAAAAUGUUUUUCAGAUAAGUCCCAUCUUCACAGGCAUGAGAGAUCACACACGAGGGAGAAGCCGUAUUCCUGUCCUGAGUGCGGGAAAUGUUUUUCACAGAAGUCCAGUCUUCACAGACAUCAGAGAUCACACACGAGGGAGAAGCCACUUUCCUGUCCUGAGUGA
This is a messenger RNA of Staurois parvus, 828 nucleotides long. The record is from the annotation of a GenBank genome assembly. Lineage: Eukaryota; Metazoa; Chordata; Amphibia; Anura; Ranidae.